Messenger RNA from Castor canadensis (American beaver), 1661 nucleotides. It is a transcript of the gene Mamstr, whose product is annotated as MEF2 activating motif and SAP domain containing transcriptional regulator. The record is from RefSeq and is a predicted model, not a curated record. Gene Ontology annotation, biological process: regulation of transcription by RNA polymerase II. Lineage: Eukaryota; Metazoa; Chordata; Mammalia; Rodentia; Castoridae. Gene Ontology annotation, molecular function: transcription coregulator activity. Gene Ontology annotation, cellular component: nucleus.
AGCCCGAGGACGUGGAGGAGGAGCAAGACAGGGAUCCCCCCACGUCCUCUCGCCCAGGGCCCUCCCAGCGCCUGCCCCCGCCCCUUCUUGGGGGUCCCGGGCGGGGCUCCUGGCUCCCCCGCCCCCUUCUAGGACAGCCGGCACGCCCCAGAAAGGGGAGUCCAGGGCAGUCCCAGGCCGGUGGGGUGGAGCUUGAGGUCUCCAGCCCCCGACAGCCAGACUCCACCCGCCCCAGAGCACUGCUGCACGGAGCCCACCUGUCCAGGUCCCCAUUCCAGCCUUGGCAAUGACCCUGGCAGCUUCCUCCCAGCGCUCCCAAAUCAUCCGCUCCAAGUUCCGAUCUGUCCUGCAGCUUCGGAUCCACAGACGGAAUCAGGACCCGACGUCUGAUCCAGAUCCGUGCAUUUCAGCCACAGGCCUGGCUCUGGCCCCAGCCUUGCCCUCCGUCCCUCCCCCUUUCCUCAUCAGUGCUGGGGCCCUGCUCCCUGAGCCAGAAUAUUGUCCUUGGAGAUCCUUGAAGAAGGAGUCUCCCAAGAUCUCCCCACGCUGGAGAGAGCCCAAGGCCAGGGGAAACUUGACAUACCAUCAGUACAUGCCCCCCGAGCCACGACAAGGGCCCAGGGCAGACCCCCAUGCUGAGGGGUCAACCCUGGGUCCCCCGGGGCCACCUCUUUGGGAAGAGACAAAACCACAACAGCUACAUCCUAGGAAGAAGCCCACUCCCCUCACUCCCUCCCCACCAGGAGUCUCCAGUCCUUCGCCCCCGCCACACAAGUUGGAACUUCAGACCCUGAAAUUGGAGGAGCUGACGGUCUCUGAGCUCCGGCAGCAGCUGCGCCUGCGGGGCCUCCCGGUGUCCGGGACCAAGUCGAUGCUCCUGGAGCGCAUGCGCGGCGGCGCCCCGCCCCGCGAGCGGCCGAAGCCCAGGCGCGAGGACAAAGCGGCGGGGGCUCCCUGGCCACGCCUUAGGCCUAAGGCACUGGGAACCGCCAAGCGGCAGGGCCCGAUGAGGGCGGGGCUAGAUAUCAAGCAGAGUCCGGCGUCUCACAGUUUUCAUCUUCCGCGAGUCCCGGAUCCGCUAGUGAAGGCCCGGGCUCCGGCUUCCGCUCAGGCUCUGGCUCCAGCUCUGACACCUUGUUCAGCACCGGCCUCAUCCGGCCUGACUCUGGAGGAAGAGCUGCAGGAAGCGAUCCGGAGGGCGCAGUUGCUUCCGAACCGAGGUAUCGAUGACAUCCUGGAGGAUCAGGUGGAACUUGAUGACUCGCUGCCGCCCAUCCCCCUAGACUUCCCCGGCUCCUUCGACGUGCUGUCCUCAUCGCCCGACUCUGAAGGUCUGUCAUCUGUCUUCUCCUCUUCGCUCCCGUCUCCCACCAACUCCCCAUCCCCGUCUCCCAGUGGCCCCAUGGAUUCCUUGGACUGGCUGGAGGCCCUGAGUGGGGGUCCUCCACUGGGCUGUGGUCCCCCAGCCCCCAGCAUCUUCUCUGCCGAUCUAUCUGACUCCAGUGGCACCCGGCUGUGGGACCUGCUGGAGGAUCCGUGGUGAUGGAUGGAGUCUGUGGUUUUCAGGGACGGAGAACUGGUGGGGCCAGGGUGGUCACAGAGAGAUUCCCCAAAGGGGAGGAGCAAGAGUCUGCCCUUCCCAUCAUAGACACAGGAUCGCA